AUGGGGGAGCACAACAUUGUGAUUGCCUCUUUGGCUGCCGGGGACUAUGGAACUACCUCCGCUGCGACCACAGCUUCAAACUUGCUGAGUGCUCUCCAGGUCGCCUCGUCGAAUGGCCAUCACAAGAUUGUCAAACUGCUCUUGGAUUAUGGAGCCGACAUUGACGCGGAUGGCGGCCAAUACGGCAGUGCUCUCCAGGUUGUCUCAUCGAAUGGGUAUCAAGAGAUUGUCAAACUGCUCUUGGACAAGGGUGCGGACGUGAACACGCAUAGCGACAGAUAUGGUAAUGCUCUUCAGGCUGCCUCGUCGAAUGGUCAUCAAGAUAUCGUUGAACUGCUCUUGGACAAGGGCGCGGAUGUGAACGCGCAGGGCGGCAGAUACGGCAAUGCUCUCUAUGCCGCAUUGUUGAAUGGCCAUCAAGAGAUCGUCAAACUGCUCUUGGACAAGGAUACGGAUGUGAACCUGCAGGGGAGCAGAUAUGGUAAUGCUCUCCAUGCUGUGUCGUUUGAUGGCCAUCAAGAAAUCGUCAAACUACUCUUGGACAAGGGCGCGGAUGUGAACGCGCAGGGCGGCAGAUACGGUAACGCUCUUCAUGCUGCGUCGUCGAAUGGCUAUCAACAUAUCGUUAGACUGCUCUUGGGCUAUCAACAUAUCGUUAGACUGCUCUUGGACAAGAACGUUUAUUAUUACUUUACUGAAGGGAGAAAUUUCAGCAAGCAUACCCUUCUUACAACAAGAUUGGGAAGAGGAUAUCCUACAAUUUCUUACUCUCAACCGGCUACCAUUCCAUCUGAUCGAGCAUCCAUCAUUCAAACGCAUCAUCCAUAA
This is a messenger RNA of Penicillium concentricum, 828 nucleotides long. RefSeq names its product ankyrin repeat domain-containing protein. Gene Ontology annotation, molecular function: protein binding. The coding region runs from base 1 to 828 and encodes 275 amino acids. The record is from RefSeq and is a predicted model, not a curated record. The transcript has a single exon. NCBI's taxonomy places the organism in Eukaryota, Fungi, Ascomycota, Eurotiomycetes, Eurotiales, Aspergillaceae.